AGCUCUUCGCGAUCUCCCGCGACGCGUCGCUUUCGUACGUCGAUAAUCUCAACCGUAUAUAUUCUCGCGCGAGUUUCCGUCUAUUUCGUUUGCUCUUCGACUGCGAGACACCAAUGACUCUGAUCGACUCCGAUCCAAUAUUGUUUUGAGGUUAUGAACGAUAUUUGUACAUAAUCCCGGUUAUGAGAUAGCUCUCCGUGAGAUUCUUCGUUGUGGUAUAAUGAAAACUUGCGCGGCCCCCGGCUGUCCUUCCACUCAGAGCGCGAAGAUAAACGGUAGUCCGAUCACGUUCUUCACCCUCCCGGAGAAUGAUCUGAAAAGGGAUCAGUGGCUUCGCAAUUGUGACUUGACGUCCAGCGGCGAGGAACCCCUGUACCUGUGCGAGCUCCAUUUCGAGAAAGCCCACUUCAAGCCCGCGUCCAAGGAGUUGAAAUCCAACGCUGUUCCCACUUUGUUCGGUAGAACAGGAUCUUCGAAAGAACAAAAGGAGAAUAUAUCACAGACCACGCCAGUGAAAGUACCAUCAAAACGGAAGAAGGUAGAUGAACAUUUGCAUGCUAUAGUGACACCGCCACAGAGUCCGUCUGGUCCAUCUACGCACAAUAACACUGCAGAUAUGGAUUAUGUAAUAGCUGUAAACGGUUCUCCUUCCACAAACGAGAAUUCGGAGAAAACAUACCGCUUAAUCAUACAAAUAGACAAAAUCCGUAGUAAACCAGGCCCGAGGUGUAAAAAGGCGCGACCUCUGGUAACAUUCAAUAACGACACGAAAGACACAGAGGGGGCGAGUGGUAGUCCAAGGAAACUUCGGCCGUUACUUAUGAAAAAGCCCUGUAUUCAGGGUAACUGCAGACUGAGAAAAUGUGUAUAUAAAGGACGACUGGCGUUUCAGUGCGACCUGUGUGAGAAAUACUAUCUUGCAAAGAAACAGGAUGUUCAGACGAAGAGGCACUCCUGCACUAAAUGUUCAAAAAUUUUCCCCGACUCGCAGUCGCUAUACGAACACAUCAAGAAGCACUUUAUAUGUGAUAUAUGUCUGACAGAAUGUAACACUCAAGUGACGUUUGACAAGCAUAUAAGAUUGCACGUUAGUACCGAUCCGCUGUAUCCAUAUAAAUGUCAUCAGUGUCAAAAGAUAUUUGACGUGAAAGAUGGUGUUAAGCAGCAUUGCCUGCUAGAGCAUCCUAAAGGUCUACAGAACACCGUUAUUCAAGUUACUUCUCCUAUAACUACGUUAGUCCCUCAAACUGAGUAUUUUUGUGUGACCUGCAAAACUAAUUUCACAAACGACCAAGCUUACAGGAGUCACGUAAGCUCCAAGCAUGGAAAGAAUGAGAGCGUUACUUGUAACAUUACGAGCGAGGCUAAAAACAUAAUAUCUGUACCGAAUCCUAUAACCGGGAGUCCACUAGGUAUUCUUCAGGCGGUGAAGUUCAGUUGUCGGGUGUGCUCUAAAGAGUUCGACAAUGUUGCGGAAGUUGACUUGCACACGAGGACUCACUUGGAGGUAUCUGGCGAAGAGCUCCGUUGUAAUAUAUGUAAGAAGCUUUUCAAGAGCAGCGCGGCAUACAGCGAACAUUUGAAACAUCACCUGUCGCGCGGUCAUUCCUGUCCAAUUUGCUCGAAAGCCUUUAUCAAUAAGACUACUUUAAACAUACACUUGAAAACGCACCCGGCCGCAGCACAGUAAAUAGUACAGUUUUGUUACAAUACUUUAUCAUGGAUUUUUUUCCGUAAACACUAUUCUUUAAAAGACUCUCACUUUAUCGUGAAUAUUUCUCAUAAACGCUAUUCUUUAAAGGACUCAUUUUAUCGUGAAUUCCCCUAAGCGUUAUUCUUUAAAAGACUCACAUGUGAAAUAUAAUAUUUAAAGAAUUAUUUUCAAUUUGUGUGCGUGACACUUAUAUCGAACUUUGAUACUGUUGCAACGCGUCACUUACGGAAAUUUACACAUUUGAUGUUUGCUCCUUAAUCAUUAAAUAUCCGAAUAGAAUCGUAUUUUUACUUUAUCUGAAUGAGCAAAUUCUUUUUAUUUUUCACACAAUUAUAAAUUUGAAACUUGAAAUUUAAAUUUGUAAUUCAAUUUUAUGACAUUAGAAAGAAAACAUAGAAAGUACAAUUUACUGUAAAUAUUAAAUUUAUGUGUUGAAAGAGAAUCAUGUUAUUAGUUUGUAUUUGCGUAUCGAUUUCUUUGUGACAAAGAGAAUUUUUAUUGAGUGUUACAAAAUAUUGCCUAUUUUAGAAUAUAAUUGCCAUAUAUAAGAAGUUUUUUCAUAGUUUUGUAAUAGAGUUUUGUUUGACGUGCAGUGAGCAAAUUCUUUUUAUCUUUCUGACAAAUUAAAAAUGUAGUUUUAUUUUACGUCACCAGAUAGAUAGUACAUUUUACUGUAAAUAUUAAGUUUAUGCGUUGAACAAAAAUUACACACUUUUUAUUUCCAAUUUCCAAUAGGCGUAUUGAUACUUUUUAAAUGUAUGCAUAUUGUAUACAUUUUACAUAGAAUAAAACCGGAGAGCAUACAUAAUAUGUGUGUGUAUUAUUUAAUAAAUAAAUAAAUGUUGUAUUA
Messenger RNA from Wasmannia auropunctata (little fire ant), 2564 nucleotides. RefSeq names its product zinc finger protein 26-like. The record is from RefSeq and is a predicted model, not a curated record. Gene Ontology annotation, biological process: regulation of transcription by RNA polymerase II. Gene Ontology annotation, cellular component: nucleus. Gene Ontology annotation, molecular function: RNA polymerase II transcription regulatory region sequence-specific DNA binding; DNA-binding transcription factor activity, RNA polymerase II-specific. Lineage: Eukaryota; Metazoa; Arthropoda; Insecta; Hymenoptera; Formicidae. Bases 221 to 1690 code for a protein of 489 amino acids. The transcript has 5 exons.